CCCCGGGCCGCUAUGGGCGUUGGCGGCAGCGCAGGCGGUGUCUGCCGUCCGCGCCCAGGCUGCGGGAGCCGAGGGGCGAGUGUCUUUCCGCCGGUCGCGCACUGCCCCGCCAUGUUCCAGCUCCUGAAAGGUCUCGUUCUGCCGGCGGCUGCCUGCGACGGGAGCAAGAAUGGCGACUCUCGGUACGCUAAUCUCUUCAAGAAGCUGGACCUCAACGAAGAUGGGAGGGUCGAUAUUGCUGAGCUCCAGACGGGCCUCCGGGCCCUGGGCAUUCCCUUGGGAAAAGAGGCGGAAGAGAAAAUUUUUAAAGCUGGAGAUACAAACCAAGAUGGACAGCUAGAUUUUGAAGAAUUUAUGCAGUAUCUUAAAGAUCAUGAGAAAAAGAUGAAGCUGGCUUUUAAGAGCCUGGACAAAAACAAUGACGGUAAAAUUGAAGCAUCAGAAGUUGUCCAGUCCCUCAAGAUACUGGGUAUAAACAUUUCUGAAAAACAAGCAGAGAAGAUCCUGCAAAGUAUUGAUGCUGAUGGGACAAUGACAGUAGACUGGAAUGAAUGGAGAGAUCACUUCAUGUUUAAUCCAGCUGCAGACAUUGAGGAAAUCAUUCGAUACUGGAAACAUUCCACUGUGCUGGAUAUAGGAGAUAGUUUGACUGUUCCAGAUGAGUUCACAGAGGAAGAGAAAAAGACUGGACAGUGGUGGAAGCAGCUGCUGGCAGGAGGAGUGGCUGGUGCUGUGUCUCGAACAGGUACAGCGCCGUUAGAUCGCCUUAAAGUGAUGAUGCAGGUUCAUGGUUCCAAGUCAAACAAGAUGAAUAUAGCCAGUGGUUUUAAGCAAAUGUUGAAAGAAGGUGGUGUGCGGUCCCUCUGGAGGGGAAAUGGUGUUAAUGUUGUGAAAAUAGCUCCUGAAACAGCUAUUAAGUUCUGGGCUUAUGAACAGUAUAAGAAGAUACUCACUAAGGAUGAUGGGAAGUUAGGUGCCGUUGAAAGAUUUGUAUCUGGUUCUUUGGCUGGAGCUACAGCACAAACUUCUAUUUAUCCCAUGGAGGUUUUAAAGACCAGACUGGCUGUGGGUAAAACAGGGCAAUACUCUGGGAUGUUUGACUGUGCCAAGAAAAUCCUGAAAAAAGAAGGUGUAAAGGCCUUUUACAAAGGCUAUAUUCCUAAUAUUCUGGGUAUAAUUCCUUAUGCUGGCAUCGACCUUGCUGUUUAUGAGCUCUUAAAGAGUACAUGGCUGGAACACUAUGCCUCAAGCUCUGCUAACCCAGGUGUUUUUGUAUUGUUGGGAUGUGGUACUGCUUCCAGCACAUGUGGGCAGUUGGCCAGUUACCCUCUUGCUCUUAUCAGAACACGCAUGCAGGCUCAAGCCUCGGUAGAAGGAGCUCUGCAAUUAAACAUGGUUGGUCUCUUUCAAAGAAUUAUUGCUACAGAAGGCAUCAGAGGACUUUAUAGGGGCAUAGCCCCUAAUUUUAUGAAAGUGCUUCCAGCUGUCAGCAUCAGCUAUGUUGUAUAUGAGAAAAUGAAGCAGAACUUGGGAAUAGCUUGAAAUGAAGCAAGGUGAGAUGCUUCUCAUGUUGAUAUAUCAGAACAAAAAUGAUUCCUCAAGCAAUCUGCUCUUACAGUUGGAGACAGAUCUUUAUGCUGCAACUUCUACUUUUGCCCUGAAGUGGCAAGAAACUUAAAUUCUAGUUCACCAUUUCUAAACAGAUGCCUAUAUUGCACUUUAAAAUGUCACUGAGUCUGGAGAAAAAUCAAGGAACUAUUUUUAAAUCGUCAAUAUGUAUGUUCAGGAAAUUGGGCAUAUUUUACUUACUGGCUUUUGUUUUUUGUAUUUGUCUUCCUCAAAUGCAUAUUUGGCCUGGAUCAAACCAAAGGUAGAAGUUUGUACUGCAUUGAUACUGAACGUAUGAAAGUGACUUUGUUUUGUCACACUGCCUAUGCUCAAGUAAUUCACAGGCAACAUUUUGCACGCCUAGAAGUAAGCACUUCUGAUUUUGGAAAGCUUAAUGUUAAGUUCAUGUGAAAUAGGAUCUUAGAUACAGGCAAGGAUGAAAUAACACACUUGCAUAUAGCCUAUCACCUUUAUCUUCAGGCUAAGAGAUUUGGUUUGGCUUUUUUUCUUAUUGAAAGAAUAAGAACCUAAGGAAGUGCUGUUCCAUGACGUCAGAAUACCUCCAAUGAUUUUUACACCAUAUUUUUGUAGUGCAAUCAGCAAUUUUCAUAACUUGCUGCACUGGACUCGGUUUGCACUUACGGUUAGCAGUGAUAAAAUCUCCAACAAGCUUAGUGUUACAGCUGUGUGUUUUAUAGGGUCAGAUAAUACACAAACAGAAAAAACUUGGUCAUGAGAGCCAUUCCAUACAAUUGCAAGUUGCUGUUCAAAAGCAAGAUGGAGGAUCCAGUAUUAAGCUGAUAGUGAUUGUAAUACAGCCAAUAGAGGAGCUCAUCGUAGCUGCCUUGGAGAGAAAUGCUUUUCUCUUUGGACUCAUCAUUCAUUUCCUUGCUCAGAAUUGGACUCAUUCAUUUCCUUGCAUGAUUAUGCAAAGGUUUUAUAGCUUCAUCAUGUGCUAUAAAUCCCCCUUUCCUCUUAUUUCUCUCUGCACACUACCUGUGUGCAAGAAGUUCAGAUAGUUAAGGACUGAAGCACCUUGCCAAAGUCACCAAAGGGGACUACUGAUCUCAGCUGCCCAUCGGGUCGAUGUUACUGAAGCAAGCGAAGCACACACACACAAUUUUAUUACUGCUUGACAAACAACAACUCCUCAAAAAACCAAAGCAGCACUUCCUCAGUGCAGAAAGCCUGGUACUUCCCAUCUACAAGUGCUCCUCAAGUGACUUCCUUUUUUGUUGUUUGGGGGAAGGGGGGAGGGAGCAUUUCGGUUGUCUUCAAGGCUGAACACUGACAUAGUCACACUUACCUAUCAAACCCAUUUCUUAGGCUUUUUCUGCUUUCUGCAGUGCGUGGUGUCCUAAUCUUGGUAAAUUCUAGAUUAGACUUAUCUUGACCUUCUAAAAGCAACUGCUCUUAGAUUGCUUCCUGAAAUUGGAUUACUUAAGGAAGAACAUUGCUCCUGUAAGGUCAUUAAGCAUCUCUCUCUCUUUAGCAAACAUGAAUAACUGUCUGAACCUUCUUUCUCCACAUAAUACUUGGGCCAUAUUUUUUGAACAGCAAACAGAUAAUGAAACUGUAUUCAGUACUUCCAUAGUUGAUUUUUUUUUUUAUUCUUUGUCAACUGAUAUAUAACAACUCCAUAAAAUUCGUACUAUGAAAUGUUGUUUUGUCAGACUGUCAGAAAAUGGCAGCUUUAGCUGUGUCUUUUGGCCUUCCCUUCAGGGAGAACCUUGGACUUUGCACUUUGUGCUACAAAACCCAGAAACUCUAUCCAAAUGAUCCAUGUGUACAAUGCCUUUGUGAUCUGAAUGCUUCUUGAGUUUGCCAACAUUCUUGUACCUUUGUGGAAUUAUGUGAGACAGGUUCCCAAUCAUUUUGUUUGACUGUGACCAAUGAGCAAAUGUAUUGUGUGUGUGAUGGAAAGAUGACUUUUAACAGUGUCUGUUUUUUAGACUUUAUCUUGUUUAUAGUGUGCAAGUGCCAUUAGGAGUAUUGAAAAUUACAGAUGAGAUAAUUGAAUUUUAAUUUUUCUAUAUGUGCCUUUAUGAUGACUGUGAUCAAUUGUGUAUUUUUUUGUUUGUUUUUUAAAUGUAUGUUUACCUUUCUAGCUCUUUGAAACUACUGGUUUCUAAUAAAUGGUUGUUUCUUUA
Molecule: messenger RNA, 3758 nt
Organism: Pogoniulus pusillus (Red-fronted tinkerbird)
Lineage: Eukaryota; Metazoa; Chordata; Aves; Piciformes; Lybiidae
Gene: SLC25A24
Product: solute carrier family 25 member 24
Exons: 10
Coding region: 13-1542 (509 amino acids)
Biological process (GO): ADP transport; transmembrane transport; ATP transport
Cellular component (GO): mitochondrial inner membrane
Molecular function (GO): calcium ion binding; ATP transmembrane transporter activity
Source: RefSeq, a predicted model, not a curated record